AUGACACUCCUAGGGUCUGAGCAUUCAUUACUGAUUCGAAGCAAGUUCAGAUCAGUCCUGCAGUUACGACUCCAGCAGAGGAGGACACGAGAACAGCUCGCAGGCCAGGGCAUCAUGCCUCCAUUAAAGAGUCCAGCUGCAUUCCAUGAACAGAGGAAAGGCUCUGAAAGGUCCAAGGCUGGGGAUUUCCUAAAACAUAAAAUUAGGGGUAGACAAGAGAAGUCAGAUUUGGUCAGCAUGCAUAUUUUACAAGACUCAGGCGCCGAAGGCUCUGCACAGGCCGCUCAGAUGAAACUGAAGCGAGCCAGGCUUGCCAGCGAUCUUAAUCAGAAAAUUGCUCUAAGACCAGGCCCUUUGGAACUGGUAGAAAAGAAUAUCAUUCCGGUCGAUUCAGCAGUCAAAGACGCUGCAGUGAAAGUGAACCAUGGCAAGUUCCUCAAACAGGAGGACUCCUACGCGUUUGAGGAGGACAGCAGCAGCGACAGUCUCUCCCCCGAGCAGCCACACAGCAACGAGUCCCCGAGCUCCGCAUGCUCCUCAUCCGAAGCCAAGAGCAGCAACUCCUCCUCUCCGGCCCUUGGCGCCACAAGACAGGGAUCUCAGAACAGGGAUCAUAAUGGACGUAUUGGCUCCCCUAGCACUCAAACAAGCCAAGAAGAUAGCCUGCCUAUGAUGAACAGCAACGAGCUAACCCCACCCACAGCUGUUCCAACAAUCAUCAAGUCAAAAACAUCGGAUAAAAACCGGCACAAAAAGCCAAAGGACACCAAGCCCAAGGUGAAGAAGCUGAAGUACCACCAGUACAUUCCACCAGACCAGAAGGUGGAGAAGUCCCCUCCCCCGAUGGACUCAGCCUACGCGCGACUUCUGCAGCAGCAACAGCUCUUUCUGCAGCUGCAGAUCCUCAGCCAGCAGAAGCAGCACCAGCACCAGCACCAGCACUCCCAGCAGCGGCCACAGAACUUCAGCUUCCAGCCACUGCACCCACCACCGCUCAAACAGUCUAAUGAACAGCUUCCCAGAAAUUCAAACGUUCCUGCGAGCACUGCAUCAAACAGCUCCCCAUCGCCAGCAAAGACCACUUAUUCUGCACAAAGCAGCAUUUCAGCUGUAAAACCUGGGCCCCUCCCUUCAAAUCUGGAUGACCUUAAAGUUUCAGAGCUGAGGCAACAGCUGAGGAUACGCGGCCUCCCUGUAUCUGGCACAAAAACAGCCCUCAUAGAAAGGCUCAAGCCCUUCAAGGACCCCAACUCCAGCUCGCCAUCAAGCUCCAGUGACAUCACCACCGUGACCUUCCCAGUAACACCUACCGGCUCCUUGUCUUCCUACCACUCUCCAAGCUCCUCCAGUGCCAUCUCCAAUGGUGGCUUCUACCAGUUCUGCAGCUCCAGCUCCACCCCACCCAUCUCGCCAGCCUCCUCUGACCUUUCUGUUGGUGGCUCCCUGCCAGACAGCUUCAGCGAUGUCACCAUGUCCUCUCCGCAGUUUGGUACCGAGGAGGGCCCUGCGACCAGUCUAAGCGGUGGCUGCCUGCCGCCAGACGCUGAGGGGCCAGAUGCAGAGAAGGACAAGAUGCUGGUGGAGAAGCAGAAGGUGAUAGAAGAGCUCACCUGGAAGCUGCACCAGGAGCAGCGGCAGGUAGAGGAGCUGAAGAUGCAGCUGCACAAGCGGAAGCGUGCCCACAGCCAGCAUGACCUGCGGGUACCGCCACAGAGCCCGCUCCACCUACAGCCUCCACCCCUGCAGCAGCAACGCUUCUUUGGAGUCGCCAUCAAACAGGAGCACGUGGCCUCCAGUUGCCCACUGUCUUCCAAGCAGCUUCAGGGGCCUCCCGGCAGCUGCAUAGACAGCCUGGCCCAUUGCAGUCCAGGGGUCCUCCCCAACCUGGGUGGCCCCCGCUGUUUGGACGGCCCCAGCUCGGGCAGCCCCACAACCCUGUCUGCCUUCCUGAGCCCUCAGUGCUCCCCACAGCACUCCCCCAUAACCAAAGCAGCGGGGAGCCCUCAGCCCAGCAGCCUUCCCUCGUCCCCAAACAGCCCCUACCUGCUGCCGGUGUCCUCCAGCACCGUGCCGGGGAGCAGCCACAGCCACUCUCCACAGCAGAGCGGCAGCAGGCCUCGCACCGCCCAGAUCCCACAGAAGAAUGUUGGCCAACCGGUGAGCUGCUCUUACUCUUCAGACCAGAGGAGCCUACAGCCAGUGUUCUCAAAUCCGACCGAAAGCAGCUUUGCCAGGGAUCAAGCCAAAGCAAAGAGUCCAAACAUGCACCAAAAGAUGGCAAUAUUACACUCUCCCAGGCACGGGGAACAAAAGCGCCCCAUCUCCCCUGCUGCUCUCUGCAGCUCAGAUUCUGCUGCAUCAAAGGUAAAGCAGCCCCCCUGCUAUGAAGAUGCAGUAAAGCAGCAAAUGACCCGAAGCCAGCAAAUGGAUGAACUUCUUGAUGUACUUAUUGAAAGCGGAGAAAUGCCAGCUAACGCCAAAGAAGACAGGCCGUGUGUAACAAAAGCUGUGCCUCACAUUACAGUGUCUUCCGGAAGCUCCAGCGUACCUGUGCCCAAAUUCCACAGGCACUACGAGCACCUGUCCCCAGCCCAGAUCCCCUUCGAACAUCCCAGCAGCAAUGGUGACGGCCACUUGGAGGCCUUGCUGAACAGCCCCAUGGGGAGAGCGGGCGACGUGGUGCUUCUCAAGAUGGGUGCUGGAGAGGGGCAGCUGGAGGACACUGGGGAGAGCUUCAUGGGCACCCACCCCGAGAAGCUGCUCACGAACCGGGACAUGAUGGAGACGCCUCUGUCCCCAAUGGAUGCCAGGGUUUCGCCUGCAGCAGAGGCUCAGGGGAUCAGCAUGUCCUUCUCGGAGUCUCCCUGGGAAACGAUGGAGUGGCUGGAUCUCACGCCACCGAGUUCGGCGACCGGCUUCAACACCAUCCCUCCGGCCGGACCCAGUAUCUUCAACACAGAGUUUCUUGAUGUUACAGACAUCAACUUGAACUCAGCCAUGGACCUUCACUUAGAGCAAUGGUGAACUGAAAAGGGGCAAGAGCAAAAGAGCACAACAAAUGUUAGAAUGGAACAGGUUCACGUCAGAAUAGUAAACAUCGCCAGUUUAUGCGAUUUGCCUUCAGAGUUGUUGAUAAUGUACCAGGAACUUUUCUAGGACCUUCUUCUUCCUGGACAUGAUGCGCACAAUUACAAAUUUGGUUUCUACAUUGGUUUUUUGGUGGGCAGCCCAAGAAGAUAAUCAAACAAAAAUAUUGAUGUUCCUAUACCCAAAAAAACUGCAGCUUCAGUUGGUGUAGAGGAACUUAAUCUGCUAUCUGUCUGCAGUGGUUUGGGUCAAUCAGGACUUGAAAAUCCUCACUUCAGCACUAUGGCAGUGAAACACGAGAAAAACAUACAUUUUUACUACUGGAAAAAAGGUAACU
Messenger RNA from Scleropages formosus (Asian bonytongue), 3424 nucleotides. RefSeq names its product myocardin (gene myocd). Gene Ontology annotation, cellular component: nucleus. The transcript has 14 exons. Lineage: Eukaryota; Metazoa; Chordata; Actinopteri; Osteoglossiformes; Osteoglossidae. The coding region runs from base 1 to 3024 and encodes 1007 amino acids. The record is from RefSeq and is a predicted model, not a curated record. Gene Ontology annotation, biological process: cardiac muscle cell differentiation; positive regulation of transcription by RNA polymerase II; smooth muscle cell differentiation. Gene Ontology annotation, molecular function: transcription coactivator activity.